Messenger RNA from Dermacentor andersoni, 991 nucleotides. RefSeq lists its product as uncharacterized. NCBI's taxonomy places the organism in Eukaryota, Metazoa, Arthropoda, Arachnida, Ixodida, Ixodidae. The record is from RefSeq and is a predicted model, not a curated record.
UCGCUAGCGGCGGCGGCCGACAGAACGCGCUGCCGAGGCCCAGUCGCAAGGUGACUAUAGUCUCGCCUGGACACGAUGGGCGCCGCCGGCCGCCUGCUGUUUUCCGCCACUGCAUGGAUCGCUCUGCUGCACUCCACGGUGGCAUUGGCGGCGAGCUACGGCCCCGUCAGCGCGGGACCCCGCUUGGUUCCGGCCAGUGUCACGAGGAACCUGCGGAGCAGCAGUUACACCGCUACGAGUGUCCUCCACGUAGCGGAGAGCACCCCAUCAGAGGUCACCGGGGUGAGCCGACGUCGCUCAGCACCGCGGAACCGCGCCCCGGGAAGAAAAAGGCCCGGUGACGACUUCGGCGUCAGCUACAUCGGCAGCCCGCCAGACUCCGAGGAAACCGGCAUUUGGGCGGACAUGGUGGUGUCCAAGCUGCGCAUGCAGGCCAAACCCAGCCUGGGCGCCGAACCGCAGCCGGACAGGGGGCGCAGGCCGCCGGCUGCCCCCGCCAGAAAGAGGCCCGUCUACGUGCCCCGGUUCGCUACGGCGGCUGGCGGCACCGCCAGCAGCAACGGCAACGUCCGCAGAGGCAGAGGCAGCAAUAGCCGGCCGGCGCGUGCCAAGGCGCCUCGCUACAUGUAUUGGAAGACCGUUUCGUACACGCCAUUCCCGUACUACGGAUUUGGCUACGGACCGUACGGCUUUGGAUACGGCUGGAAGCCGUACGGCCCGUGGGCGACAUACGGCUGAAAUCGAGCCGCCUGUUGCUGCCCUGCUAUUCUUGCCUGUUAGUGCGGUCUCUUUCCGUGGGCGACUUUGGGGACCCACUCCGUCCUUCACAUUUCGUCACUUCUUUCUCUAGUGAACCCAUGCGGCCCGGGACACGUGAAAAUGACGGAGCACACGUGCAUUACGCGGAACUGAAGCUUCCCGUUACUCGCUGGCUCAGGCUUGAAGCAUGAGCGCGGGCUCCGUGUGAAUAAAUGACUACAGAGCAACCAGA